GUUCUGAGAUCUACCUGUGCUCAUGAACGAGAAUAUGGAAUAUAAUUUAGACUUGCCCUUAACUUUUUUAAAGGGAAGGGAACGUAUAUGGCGGAGUUAUGGUAUAGUACACGUAGUACUUAGAUGGCAGUCAGGUCUCUUAAAUUGUUUGGUUGAAAGUUCCCUACUUAUUUUUAAAUGUAAUUUUUGUGUUUCAUGAUUGUUUAGCACUUAUCAUUUCUGGACAUAAUUUCCUUGAGUUUAUUCUUGACUGUUGAUUAGGAUUCUAUGGAUUGUAGAGACUCCUGGACGGAAUUGUUUGAUGUUGUGAUUGCUAAGGCCAAUAAACCGCAAUUUUAUACAUCUGAGCAUCCAUUCCGUUGUUACGACACGGAGAAGGACACAUUAACUUUUACCAAGGUUGAUGAAUUUCUUCCAGGUAAAAUUUAUUAUCAUGGAUGCCUGAAAUCCUUUCUCAGAAUAACCAAGUGGAACGGCCCAGAGGUGAUAUAUUUUGGAGAUCAUCUAUUUAGCGACUUGAGAGGGCCAUCAAAGGCAGGUUGGCGUACAGCAGCAAUCAUCCAUGAACUAGAGGCAUGUGUGCCAUCUAAUCCAUUUUCUCGUAGAUUUUAGAGCUUGCUUGUCAUUAUUUCUCAUGACUUCUGAUAAAUAGAUCAAAGUUGGCAUUCCUCCUUCUGUGGGUUCUUAAAUAUGACUCCCUAGAAAACAGGCAUGAAAAUGUCGUAUCAUAUUAUGUUUGCUGAGGCCAAAUAUGUACAAGUUUAGAUAUUUUGUGUGGUCGGGCUUCCAACGAGGUUAGUUCAUUUAUCAGCAUUCGUGAUGGCUCUCAUUAUACUUGCCUGAGUUUGUGAAACUAAAAUCUGAGUCUUAGAUGAGCUGUAUGUGUGAAACAUGAACUCUGAUUUACAUAGGAGGCUCUCUCUCUUAUCAGCCUGGCUUGUGAGUGUUGGUUCUCCUUAUAAGUGGCACCAGCACUGUAGCUUGGUUUACCAUUGCCAGUGUGUGUAGGCCUCUUGCUUACUUGUCCAUACUGAGAGGUAGUGCAAAUCCCCUAGUGGCUGGGUGUAAGACACAGAACUCCAUCGGCAGUGAGUUCUCUCUAAUAGAGAGGCUUAGCUUCAGUAAAUAGUCACUAGGUUUUUUGCAUCAUUGUGCUUGUUUUGUUCUUCAUUUAUUAUUAUAUUGUCUACUUAGACAAUGACAAUGACAUUUAUUUGCUUAUUGUUGAAGAUUUGUUUUUUUUUGGUCAUUUAUAUGAAAACUGACCUUAUCAAAAGUAAAAUUUAAUUUAUCGUUCCUGUACGUGUGAUGAUGGUCGUUAUGAAU
Molecule: messenger RNA, 1326 nt
Organism: Vigna umbellata (rice bean)
Lineage: Eukaryota; Viridiplantae; Streptophyta; Magnoliopsida; Fabales; Fabaceae
Source: RefSeq, a predicted model, not a curated record